Messenger RNA from Pan troglodytes (chimpanzee), 3669 nucleotides. It is a transcript of the gene DGAT1, whose product is annotated as diacylglycerol O-acyltransferase 1. Gene Ontology annotation, biological process: triglyceride biosynthetic process. Gene Ontology annotation, cellular component: endoplasmic reticulum membrane. The transcript has 17 exons. Lineage: Eukaryota; Metazoa; Chordata; Mammalia; Primates; Hominidae. The coding region runs from base 217 to 1683 and encodes 488 amino acids. The record is from RefSeq and is a predicted model, not a curated record. Gene Ontology annotation, molecular function: diacylglycerol O-acyltransferase activity.
AGUUAGCGGCUCCGGAGCAACGCAGCCGUUGUCCUUGAGGCCGACGGGCUCGACGCGGGCGGGUUGAACGCGCUGGUGAGGCGGUCACCCGGGCUACGGCGGCCGGCAGGGGGCAGUGGCGGCCGUUGUCUAGGGCCCGGAGGUGGGGCCGCGCGCCUCGGGCGCUACGAACCCGGCGGGCCCACGCUUGGCUGCGGCCGGGUGCGGGCUGAGGCCAUGGGCGACCGCGGCAGCUCCCGGCGCCGGAGGACAGGGUCGCGGCCCUCGAGCCACGGCGGCGGCGGGCCUGCGGCGGCGGAAGAGGAGGUGCGGGACGCCGCUGCGGGCCCCGACGUGGGAGCCGCGGGGGACGCGCCAGCCCCGGCCCCCAACAAGGACGGAGACGCCGGCGUGGGCAGCGGCCACUGGGAGCUGAGGUGCCAUCGCCUGCAGGAUUCUUUGUUCAGCUCUGACAGUGGCUUCAGCAACUACCGUGGCAUCCUGAACUGGUGUGUGGUGAUGCUGAUCUUGAGCAAUGCCCGGUUAUUUCUGGAGAACCUCAUCAAGUAUGGCAUCCUGGUGGACCCCAUCCAGGUGGUUUCUCUGUUCCUGAAGGAUCCCUAUAGCUGGCCCGCCCCAUGCCUGGUUAUUGCGGCCAAUGUCUUUGCUGUGGCUGCAUUCCAGGUUGAGAAGCGCCUGGCGGUGGGUGCCCUGACGGAGCAGGCGGGACUGCUGUUGCACGUGGCCAACCUGGCCACCAUUCUGUGUUUCCCAGCGGCUGUGGUCUUACUGGUUGAGUCUAUCACUCCAGUGGGCUCCCUGCUGGCGCUGAUGGCGCACACCAUCCUCUUCCUCAAGCUCUUCUCCUACCGCGACGUCAACUCGUGGUGCCGCAGGGCCAGGGCCAAGGCUGCCUCUGCAGGGAAGAAGGCCAGCAGUGCUGCUGCCCCGCACACCGUGAGCUACCCGGACAAUCUGACCUACCGCGAUCUCUACUACUUCCUCUUCGCCCCCACCUUGUGCUACGAGCUCAACUUUCCCCGCUCUCCCCGCAUCCGGAAGCGCUUUCUGCUGCGACGGAUCCUUGAGAUGCUGUUCUUCACCCAGCUCCAGGUGGGGCUGAUCCAGCAGUGGAUGGUCCCCACCAUCCAGAACUCCAUGAAGCCCUUCAAGGACAUGGACUACUCACGCAUCAUCGAGCGCCUCCUGAAGCUGGCGGUCCCCAAUCACCUCAUCUGGCUCAUCUUCUUCUACUGGCUCUUCCACUCCUGCCUGAAUGCCGUGGCUGAGCUCAUGCAGUUUGGAGACCGGGAGUUCUACCGGGACUGGUGGAACUCCGAGUCUGUCACCUACUUCUGGCAGAACUGGAACAUCCCUGUGCACAAGUGGUGCAUCAGACACUUCUACAAGCCCAUGCUUCGACGGGGCAGCAGCAAGUGGAUGGCCAGGACAGGGGUGUUCCUGGCCUCGGCCUUCUUCCACGAGUACCUGGUGAGCGUCCCUCUGCGAAUGUUCCGCCUCUGGGCGUUCACAGGCAUGAUGGCUCAGAUCCCACUGGCCUGGUUCGUGGGCCGCUUUUUCCAGGGCAACUAUGGCAACGCAGCUGUGUGGCUGUCGCUCAUCAUCGGACAGCCAAUAGCCGUCCUCAUGUACGUCCACGACUACUACGUGCUCAACUAUGAGGCCCCAGCGGCAGAGGCCUGAGCUGCACCUGAGGGCCUGGCUUCUCACUGCCACCUCACACCCGCUGCCAGAGCCCACCUCUCCUCCUAGGCCUCGAGUGCUGGGGAUGGGCCUGGCUGCACAGCAUCCUCCUCUGGUCCCAGGGAGGCCUCUCUGCCCCUAUGGGGCUCUGUCCUGCACCCCUCAGGGAUGGCGACAGCAGGCCAGACACAGUCUGAUGCCAGCUGGGAGUCUUGCUGACCCUGCCCCGGGUCCGAGGGUGUCAAUAAAGUGCUGUCCAGUGACCUCUUCAGCCUGCCAGGGGCCUGGGGCCUGGUGGGGGGUAUGGCCACACCCACAAGGGCGAGUGCCAGAGCUGUGUGGACAGCUGUUCCAGGGGCCAGGAGGCCUGAGGGUCCCAGGACCUGCCGGGGAGCAGCAGCUCCACUGCAGCAGGGCGGGCAUGGCCGGUAGGGGGAGUGCAAGGCCAGGCAGACGCCCCCAUUCCCCACACUCCCCUACUCAGAAAAGCUCAGCUCAGGCGUCCUCUCCUGGUGCUACUCCUGCUGGGUGUGCGGGAAUCGGCACUCUGGCCCUCAGUGCAGGACGGUCAACUUGCACCCACCGUGCUCAGCUUCAGCUUGGGAAGAGGUCGGCCCUGAGUUUGCGGGAAGUGGGCUCCAGCCAGGAUGGCCCAGGGAUGGGCAGUCCACAGGGCCUUUCUGGUGUGGGUCUGGUGAGCCGAGGGGCUACGGUACACAAUGGCUAUGUCCAUGGCUAUUCGCCUUGGGGCAGGGCUCGGUUUGGCAGCCUCUUUCCUUCACUUGGAAUCUGGGCAGCCAGGUGGGCUGGUGGCUCUCAGCUGCCCUCCACGAGGUUGGGGCACCCCUGAUCCCCAGGCCUGCCUUGCCCUCUGCUCUUCUGGCACCAGGCUGGGCAGUGCAGACAGUGCAGCCCUGCAGCCUUCAGGACACCUUGUUCCCAGGCCCUGUAAUCCACCAAGCUGGAUAGAUGGGGCCCCCCUUGAUGGUAGCGGGAGGUCAGGGGUAACCCCAGGGCCCUGCUGCUGCCUUACCUUGCUGGGGUGACUGCUUGAUUAAAGACCCCAAGACUGGACCAGACCCUGGUGUCCCCAGACCUGCAGCUAUGGCCCAACAAGGCAGGUGUUUGAGGAGGCCCUGCACAGGGUCCCAGGACUGCACCAGGGGCCUCAUCAGCAAGCUGCUGAACUGGUGGUGUGAGGGGAGGGUGGGCUCCCUUGGUGGUAUCCUCCCUCUACCCCAGUGGGGGCUGGUGGGCCCUGAGAUGGAGGCAUCUCCUUGGGCCCUGCUGAGGAUGGCAGUAGUGGGUGAGCUCCUGAUGGGGGGAUGGGUGUGGGGCCGACUCCUCCAUCCCACAUGCGCUCCUGUGCCUCUCCCUAUCAGUUGGCCAAUGGAGCUCCAGAACAAACUGUUGCUGCCAGAUAAAGCAGCAAAGCCUGCUCCACUGCCCACCACAGGCCCCCUUCCCUUCCUCCACCAGGCCGAGUGGAGAACCCUGAAGCUACGGGACAGGCUCCCGUUCCCCGUGCCUACGUAGGGUGCUGGCUCUGGCAGAAAGACAGUGUGCCUGCCCCGCAUCACCUGUCUGAGUGCGAACACCUUGGGAAGGGGGUUCCUGGUGGUCUUGUGACAACCAGAGACCCCCAGGGCCAAGGUGCCCACCCCUGGUCCCUCAAUGAAGAACUGCAAGCAAACGCUGGUCCUGGGGAGUUGGGCAGGCACGGGGCUAGCUGCAAGCAUCUGUCUUCCCCCAGGAGGCCACUGCAGCCUGGCCCUUCUGUGCCCUGGGCCCCUCCUCAUUGCACCACCACCCACCGCACCACCCUGGGACAGAGGAAACACAUGGAAGCCAUAGCAUAGAGCCUGUUUAUAGAUCUCUGCCUGUCUUGUCCGUCCAUCCACUGUGUGUAUAUAUCUGUAUAUCUCUGUGGAGCGGGGAACGGGACAGUUGUGUAAAAAUCCAAAAUACAAUUCUGACUAUGAACAA